This is a messenger RNA of Dioscorea cayenensis subsp. rotundata (Guinea yam), 2949 nucleotides long. RefSeq names its product neutral ceramidase-like. Gene Ontology annotation, cellular component: extracellular region. Gene Ontology annotation, molecular function: N-acylsphingosine amidohydrolase activity. Gene Ontology annotation, biological process: long-chain fatty acid biosynthetic process; ceramide catabolic process; sphingosine biosynthetic process. The transcript has 11 exons. The coding region runs from base 357 to 2720 and encodes 787 amino acids. The record is from RefSeq and is a predicted model, not a curated record. Lineage: Eukaryota; Viridiplantae; Streptophyta; Magnoliopsida; Dioscoreales; Dioscoreaceae.
UGAAAGUCCCUCAACCAAAAGUCCCCGGGUACCGCGUCAGCGGUUCCAUGCUCUUCUUUCCUUUUGCCCGUGAGCAGCAAAAAUUCAGCAAAUAUAUUAGGGCACCCGCUGACCAUGUUAAUUAUUUAGCCUAUUAUAUGUUCUCGAAUCUUCAUCAUCCCUUUUCGCACGAUUCCUAUAAAAUACAGAGCGCUUUGAAGCGCAGCGCAGCGCACAAGAACAACUUCGUUCCCUUCCCUUCCCUUGCAGUUGGCGAACCUGUUCAUUGAUCAUUAAGAUCAUCCUCCCAGCCAAGCCCAGGUACAAAGGAUUUUCACACACAUUAAUCACCAUUAGGAAUAUCCUUUACAAGAUAGAUGGAGGUGCCUUUUCUCCUACACACCCACCAGCGAUGGUCGAUGACUUCAAUCUGGUUUUGCCUUUUGCUGGUAUUGUUUGUACAAUAUUGGCAACCAACAACCUCAAGCGCCACUUUUUUGGUUGGACUUGGGAGCUAUGACAUUACAGGACCUGCCGCUGAUGUCAAUAUGAUGGGAUAUGCUAAUAUGGAGCAAAUUGCUUCUGGAAUUCACUUUCGGCUACAAGCUCGAACAUUUAUUGUUGUUGAGCCCGGGGGGAAGCGUGUAGCAUUUGUCAAUCUUGACGCAUGCAUGGCUUCACAACUUGUUACUAUUAAGCUGCUUGAAAGAUUGAAAUCAAGGUAUGGUGAUUUGUACACUGAGCAGAAUGUAGCUAUUAGUGGUAUACACACUCAUGCUGGACCUGGGGGUUACCUUCAGUAUGUUGUCUAUAUUGUAACAUCUCUUGGAUUUGUUCGCCAGUCAUUUGAUGUCAUUGUGAAUGGCAUUGAACAAAGCAUCAUUCAAGCUCAUGAAAACCUACGCCCUGGAACUGUAUCUGUGAAUAAAGGAGAACUACUUGAUGCUGGUAUCAAUCGCAGUCCCAGUGCGUACCUCAAUAAUCCUUCCCCAGAGCGUAGCCGAUACAAGUAUAAUGUCGAUAAAGAAAUGACAUUAUUGAAGUUUGUAGAUGAUGAAUGGGGACCAGUCGGUGCUUUUAAUUGGUUUGCAACUCAUGGGACAUCAAUGAGUCGGACAAACUCUCUGAUUAGUGGGGACAACAAAGGAGCUGCCGCCCGGUUCAUGGAGGACUGGUUUAAACAAAAGAGCCUUGAUGAAAUCGACAUUGUAUACCCUGAGGGAUUAGACACUUUGAAGAUAAAUGAAGGAUCUCCUCGGAGAGUAUCUACCAUAAUACCUCGUCUACCUAGUGGUGUUGAUGAGUUAAAGCAAAUUGCAUCCUCCUUCCAGGCAUCUGGUGGUAAGCGAGUGACUAGGUCCUUUAGUGUCACUCGCCGGUUGCGGAGUUCUUUCAGACGGGGUAAUAGACCAAAAUUUGUCUCUGCAUUUUGUCAAUCAAACUGUGGAGAUGUUAGUCCAAAUGUUCUUGGAGCAUUCUGCACAGACACUGGCCUUCCUUGUGAUUUCAACCGCAGUACCUGUAACGGGAAGAAUGAACUCUGCUAUGGCCGUGGCCCUGGUUACCCAGAUGAGUUUGAAAGCACACACAUCAUUGGAGAAAGGCAAUUUAGAAAAGCUGUUGACCUUUUUACUACAGCAUCUGAACAAAUAAAGGGAAAAGUUGAUUAUCGUCAUACUUAUUUGGAUCUCUCUCAUCUUGAGGUCACUCUUCCUUCAAGUGAUGGAAAUAAAAGAGUGGUGAAGACAUGCCCUGCAGCUAUGGGCUUUGCAUUUGCUGCCGGAACUACUGAUGGCCCUGGUGCUUUUGAUUUCCAACAAGGGGAUGACAAGGGUAAUGCAUUUUGGAAAUUGGUGAGGAACCUUUUGAAAAUGCCUGGCAAGGAGCAAAAGGAGUGUCAGCAUCCAAAGCCAAUUUUGUUAGAUACUGGUGAAAUGAAGAAACCAUAUGAUUGGGCGCCUUCAAUUCUUCCAAUUCAAAUAAUAAGGAUCGGACAGCUUGUAAUCCUCUGCGUACCUGGAGAAUUUACUACGAUGGCUGGACGGCGUCUUCGGGAUGCUGUGCGCACUGUACUCACCAGUGGCAGCAAUGGGGAAUUUGACAAAAAUGUCCACAUUGUUAUAGCUGGUUUGACAAAUUCAUACUCGCAGUAUGUUACCACUUAUGAAGAGUACCUGAUUCAAAGAUAUGAGGGAGCUUCUACGUUGUUUGGGCCACACACACUUGAUGCAUACAUUCAGGAGUUCAAAAAACUUGCAGCGGCGCUAGUUGGUGGGCAGAGUAUCUCAUCAAGUCUACAGCCUCCUGAUCUUUUGGAUAAACAAAUCAGUCUCCUCCCUGGUGUUGUCUUGGACUUGACUCCAGUCGGUGUCAAAUUUGGUGAUGCCAAGAUUGAUGUCCCUCUGAAUUCGACAUUCAAACGAGGGGACAUGGUAACUGCAACAUUCUGGUCUGGCUGCCCAAGGAAUGACCUCAUGACAGAAGGGACAUUCUCCUUGGUGGAGGUUCUACAUGGUACUGAUACCUGGGCUCCGGCGUAUGAUGAUGAUGAUUUCAGCCUGCGUUUCAAGUGGUCGAGGCCUAAGAAAUUGAGUCCUCAGAGCUAUGCAACCAUAGAAUGGCGAAUUCCUGAAACUGCUGCUUCAGGUGUCUAUAGGUUGCGACAUUUUGGUGCCUCGAAGAGCUUGCUUGGAUCCAUUAAGCACUUCACAGGAGCAUCCCGGGCGUUUGUUGUGGUGUAACCAUGGAUUAUAGAAGUUUUUAGUGUUAGUGUACCUUGGCAUAUAAUCAAAGGAAUUGCUUCUCAUGUGAACCAGAGUGAUUGUUUUCUUGUUCAGAAGCGUGGGAUGUAGUUAAUUAGGUUGCCCACUUUUAUCUCCUCACGUGUUUAUGAUUUCAAAGGCUGAGCUUGUUGUGUUAAAAGGAAACAUCUUACAUGAUAUUUAAGAGCACGCAGCUUAUUUCAGUAAA